Messenger RNA from Cucurbita maxima (winter squash), 1355 nucleotides. Its product is annotated as uridylate kinase-like. The record is from RefSeq and is a predicted model, not a curated record. Gene Ontology annotation, cellular component: cytoplasm. Gene Ontology annotation, molecular function: UMP kinase activity. The transcript has 7 exons. NCBI's taxonomy places the organism in Eukaryota, Viridiplantae, Streptophyta, Magnoliopsida, Cucurbitales, Cucurbitaceae. The coding region runs from base 192 to 1217 and encodes 341 amino acids. Gene Ontology annotation, biological process: UDP biosynthetic process.
CGAGCGAUAUAUUUCCGUUGAGAAAAUGAUGUUAUCCAUAACAUACAAGCUCCAACUCCCUCUCGAAUUCAUCUUCGUCCGGAAUAACGAGUUGGGUGUGUGAGAUAGAACCCUAAACCCUCUCACAAUUCGGCGACGAGAAAGACGGCCUUGUGGGAGGUGACAAUCAUUCUUCUUUGUUCGUUUCUCUAAUGGCAAUCCCCACGUCUCUCUUUCCCUGUUUAUCUUUCGGCUCCAUGUUCAGUUCUGCUUCUUGUUCUUCCUCGUCGUUAUCUUUGCAAUCUCUUAGUCUCUUCAAGCCCCAUUGCCAUGGUUUAAAGAUGAACACUCCCACCUCUAAUGGGUCACUCGUUGUUAACUGUUCCGCUCGCGAAAUGGGUUCCAGCUCUGACCCUUUGAACGGGAGCAUGAAACAUCAGAUAUCAUCUAUGGCUCCCAAUGGGAUGAUAUUAAAUGAAGCUUCAAUGUCCAUGCCAUCGUAUAAAUGGCGACGAGUAUUGCUCAAAGUAAGCGGCGAAGCACUUGCUGGUGAUGGAUUGCAGAAUAUUGAUCCAAAGGUUACCAUGGCAAUAGCGAGGGAGGUUGCAGCUGUAACUCGUCUAGGCAUUGAGGUUGCUAUAGUAGUUGGUGGAGGUAACAUUUUCCGUGGAUCUUCGUGGGCUGGAAGUAGUGGUUUGGACCGUUCUUCUGCCGAUUACAUUGGGAUGUUGGCAACAGUAAUGAAUGCGAUAUUUCUUCAAGCGACAAUGGAGAGUAUCGGUAUUCCUACACGAGUGCAGACUGCGUUUCGAAUGUCGGAGGUCGCAGAGCCAUAUAUUCGACGAAGGGCUGUCAGGCACUUGGAAAAAGGAAGGGUUGUGAUCUUUGCAGCUGGUACAGGCAAUCCCUUUUUCACUACAGACACUGCAGCAGCCCUCCGUUGUGCAGAAAUUAACGCUGAAGUUCUACUGAAAGCGACAAAUGUCGAUGGAGUUUACGACGAUGAUCCAAGGCGAAACCCGAAGGCACAUCUGCUAGAAACUCUUACGUACCACGAGGUGACUUCGAAGGACCUUUCGGUGAUGGACAUGACUGCCAUUACUCUAUGCCAGGAAAAUAACAUUCCUGUUGUUGUCUUCAAUCUAACGAAACCGGAUAACAUAUCGAAAGCCAUAAAGGGCGAGAGAGUCGGGACAUUGAUCGGAGGAAAACGAAACUCAAUGGUAGUAAGUACAUGAUGAUUAUGCUGGUAUCGGACCAUCCAGUCAGUAAGUGCUCAUGAGUAGGGAUUUGAAACUUUAUAAACUCUUGUGGCUUUACUUUUGGUUUUCCCAAAAGGCUUUAUAUCAAUAGAGAUCUAUUCUUUGUUUAUAAAC